Molecule: messenger RNA, 5339 nt
Organism: Phymastichus coffea
Lineage: Eukaryota; Metazoa; Arthropoda; Insecta; Hymenoptera; Eulophidae
Gene: ken
Product: transcription factor Ken
Exons: 7
Coding region: 788-2452 (554 amino acids)
Biological process (GO): regulation of transcription by RNA polymerase II
Cellular component (GO): nucleus
Molecular function (GO): DNA-binding transcription factor activity; protein binding; RNA polymerase II cis-regulatory region sequence-specific DNA binding
Source: RefSeq, a predicted model, not a curated record
UCAGAGCGGCGGCCGCAGCGCAGCGACUCUCUCGCGCAAAAGUAAGACUGCGCGCGCCGAGUACAGACCGGAAGAGAGUUUGUUUCAGACACAUACACAAGAGCGAAUCGGCCUCUAUCUCGAGUAGUACAACUAUUUUAUUAUUUGUUUAUUUCGGUUUAUUUGCGAUUUUCUUUCGAGUUCGACGUCGAUUAAUUCGGCGCCGUCGUCAGCGUCUUUUGGAAUUUUUCUAGUGUAUUUUUUGGUGUUGUUUUUGCAAAUUAUUCGUCAUCCUAGCGGAGAUUCGUUUUAAAAAAUUCGAACCAAGACAAGACACAAGAGAGCGAUACAUAUGCAGAAAAGUGUUUGGCUGUACAUGUGAGUGCGACGUAUAUAGUGGGUCCUUGAGAAGUAAAAGUGCGCCAAGGCCUCUUUCUCGGCUCUUUUCACACUCUCUUACUAUCUCUCUCGGAUUUAGUUAUAAUAGACACAGCGAUGAUGAUGACGAGGACCAGCUGACACAUAGCCAGCUUUACUUUUUUAUGUGUUGGUGGUUUUCAAAAAAAGAAAAGUGAUAUACCUGUGCCGAGGAAAAUAUGAGUCCGAUAAAGGACUGAUAUAACGACAAUUGUGUGCGCAGAAUCCAGACGAGAAAAGCUUAACUGCAUCUAUUCGCCACGCGCGUGCUGGGGAAAAGAACUACCAACGAAAGAAAUAGGGACCCAUGCCAUGAAAAUUCCGUACAUAUCGUCGGAGAUCGGAGGGUGAACGUUCAGUGGCAUUUUCUCAACCGAAAGGGAACACGAAAAUGAUGUCACAUGGCAUCAUUGAAAAUGGUGAAUUGGACCUGUCGCAGACGAUGUAUCCGGACGGAUUACUGACACUCCACUACGGCAAACACCCGGCAACCUUAGCCGCGGAAGUUGGCGCCUGGUAUACGGGUGAUCGUCACGUCGACGUUACCCUCGCCUGCGACGACGGUUCAGUCGUACGCGCGCACAGGGUUGUACUCGCGGCUGCUAGUCCGUUAUUGGCUAGUCUACUUCGAAAUCCAGCCCUUGAUCAUGUCGUUCAUUUGUCAGGUGUCAGGAAGACCCAACUUAGCCAUCUUUUAGAGUUUCUAUACAAUGGCGAAGCUCUCAUACCUUCAACGGAGUUGACACCGUUGCGAGAAUUAUUUGAGCUUCUGCAAAUAAAAUCGGAACUGUUCGAGCCAAGCCAGUCACAAGGUUCAACUAGUUCUGAAAUCGAAAGGAUACCCACACCGCAGCCUUCUGAGGAAGGCCAAGAAAGUUCGAGUUACGAAUCACAAUAUGACAGCAGGCAAUCGAAUAAUCCAGCAGAGUGCUGCUCGGUGCUCAUAAAAACAGAAGAAGGAUGCGAGGAUGACGAAGACGAAGCCGAGGCUGAGGUCGAUGUCGAGGGUGUUGAAAGUGCCGACGGUGAGAAUACGCAACAUUCGGACAAUCGCGAAGGCAGCAUUGAACCUCCAAGGCGGAGGGAUAGUUCUGAUCCUGUAAAUCUUAGCAUCAAUUCCGGGGCGUCAACGACGAGCGAUAGUUCGCACGACAUCGUGCACAGGCUCGAGUCGUCGUUGAGAAGUUGCCUCGAUGACAGUGGGAAGUACAGGGAGAAUAAUAGUGAAACUGCGUCGCAGUCGAGGGAACAAUCGGGAGAGUCGAGGGACCAACGAGAUCAACAAAGGCCUAACUUUCGACAUGACAAAGCAGCAUUGGAAAGACGAGAGUCACUGGACGAGGAGGAGCGUCGACAAUUGGCAGCGAGGUUGGCAUUGGGUUUGGAGACAGCCAAGAGAAAACCCGAGGAUAUUCCAAUGCACGGAGCAGAAGCUUACGUUGUGACGCCACAUCGUAAGCGAAGACCAGGAUUUCACAAUGCACCUGCGCAAAACCCAGCAUUCGUACCGUUCAAUCCGGGAUUUGAAGCGGUCAGACGAUUGCAAGCGCCACAUCACGCGCUCAGUGUUUCUGCGCCCCCCUUUCCUGAUCGGUCAAUGACCCCACCAAUGAUUAGCCACCGACCUCCAUCAGCCGAUGCAACUGCUGGAGCAUUAGAACCACCGUGGGGUGCAUGGACAAUACCAGCAUCACGAGCACCAGCCGCACCAUCAUCCGAGGACAGUCCAAAGUCGACGCCAGUACGCGAGUACCGAUGCACCUACUGCGGCAAGCAGUUUGGCAUGUCGUGGAAUUUGAAAACUCAUCUACGCGUUCACACCGGCGAAAAGCCGUUUGCGUGUCGACUUUGCGUGGCGAUGUUCAAGCAAAAAGCUCACCUCUUGAAACAUUUAUGCUCGGUACAUCGAGGUGUAAUUGCCACUGCUGACAAUACAUUCACGUGCUGCUUUUGCCAAUUGAAUUUUGAGAGCCAAUCGGAGCUAAUAAGGCACCUGUCAGGUCCCCACAAUAGUCUACUACUGAGCAAGAACUUACACGAGUACCAGAGCAGCUAGAGGCAACUAACAAUUGGGAUCUCGAAUAGUAAUUGGUCGUUGAUGCUACCACGUUGUUUAACGACAGCGGAUGUGAUAAUGUGUUCGAUCCCCACGUUCGUGAUAAUAUAUAUCUAUAAAGGAGCUAACCGUCAAGUACACGAGGAGCACAUCGUACUCCCUACUCCCACCCAACUUGUGUACAAAUAUCCGAGAAUUUUUUUUAUUAGUACGAUGAUGUAAAUAUAAAUCGAGACUUCCCAAGCCCUUUGUUUGUUUGUUGAAAAUUUCUAUUGUCGAUCAGCGAGAGAAAAAAAAAACAAAUCGAUUGUUACAUUAUACAAUUGUACCGUCCGCACGAGAUCCCAUUGCUCGACCAUAUGGACAGUAGAUUGCUGGAUCUUAUACCUUAAUGCAGCCUAACGAUAUAGUUGAUAAUUAUAGACACGGCAACACACGGAAACUUUCAUACAUACACAACACACAUUCUGCUGUAUAUAGUGUUAAAUAGCGACGAGCGUUGUUAUAUUUAUUGAAGAUUAAAAAAAGAAAUGCAAUGGGACCAAGCGAUUUUCCACCGAGAGAACCUCUGCCUGCAAUCCACUCGAAAAUUAUAACAUAGAAAAUACACACCCGCACACACACGCACACACACAUGUACACACAAGAGAGAGUGCCUUAUUCAAUCUCAACAAUGAGUCCAAAAUUCCGCGGAGAAACGAUUGGGCAGUGAUUUCAUGUGUUCAUAGGCUUAAGCGUUCUAAUGUCUUUUUGAGACACAAACAAUUAAAACACAACAAAAGAAAAAAUAAUAAUAACGAGAGAGAGAAAACCGUUUUUUCUUCUUCUUCAUCUUAAUUCUUUAUGUAUCGUGGAAGCGUGGUGAUCUCUCUCUUUCUUCGAGAGGGCGAACAGCUGUCAAGAGAAUCAUAUAAAUAUAUAUAUAUAUAUAUAUAUAUAUAUUUUUUUUUUGUGUAAAAUGUCAGCUGACGAUGAAUAAAAUUAAAUAAUAAAUAAUUGAAACCAUUUUUGAUCAUUAAUCCAUUAUUAAUGGAUUAUUAUUAAUGGAUUGAUAGAACGUUAGUAGUUUAAAUUAUUUAUUAUAUAUAUUUUUGUAUUGACCAUUUUUCUGGCGGAGGAAUAAUGUGAAGUCGCGGAUGUAGGUAGUCGCCGAAUAAUUAAUUAAACAAAAAAGCGUGUGUAUCUCGUCAUCCGUGUAUAAAAUUUUUUUAUUGACGCGGGUCGUCGAAUUUGGUGCCUUUUCGUUGUUAUGUAGAUUUUCGGGCUCGACAUUCCCCCCUUUUAUGUGUACAAUAAACGACGAGAACAACAUGUAGUACCGCAACCUAAAAUAUGUAUGACGAAACAGUGACACCAAAGAUGUGCUUCUAUGUUUCCCUCCCCUUUCUUUUCUUUUCAAUCACGCUUCUACAGAUUUCUUUUAAUGUAAUAACCGUUUGUCCAUUUCUAUAUGGGCAAAGGCCAGCACAUACAUACAAACACAAUUUAACACGUAAAAUACACAGUGAACGCAAUGUGAUACUAAAUGAUAAUAAAUAAACAAAAGUAAUUAUUGUUUAGCUUGUGUACAUCACUGCGACGGCGAUAAGCGUAGCCUUCUCUCUCUGUCUAUCAUUUAAUUCCUUUUUCUCUCUCUUUCUCUCUCUCUCUCUCUCUCUCUCUCUUUCUUUCUCUCUCUCUCUCCCUCUUUCUUUUUUUCAAUUUUGCUCAACUUGGUUUUCCUUACUACCGAGAGAUCUUAUUCUUUUAUUUUUUCGACACCCUCCUUUAUGUAGUUUUUACCUUUAGACGAUAGAUGGAUAUAAAUAUCUGUAAUGAUGUAAGUAUUACCUUGUACGAUGCAAAAGCAGAACCCCCAUUAGUCUUGUAAGUGAAAGAGAAAAAAGUCCCUGUAUUUGUAAAUAUAAAGAAAAAGGAUGAUCGCAGGUCUUCGAGUAAAAUUGUACAUUCAUAAAAUGUAUAAUGAUGAUGAUAAGCAAAAACAAAAAUUGUAAAAGAGAACGACGAACGAGCGGGGAGGGCGAUCCUCUCGUUUAUAGUACAAAAAAUAUAAGAGCGUGCGAUGAGAAUUUAAUUUUCUUUGUUGUAUUGUAAGCACGCUGCGAGUAUUAGCAUCUUGUGUUUUCUUGUUUCAUUCUUUUUAAUCUUGUAAAGAUAUAAUUUUUGUCAAAAAUGCACGGAUGUUAUAAUAUAAAAAGAGAAUCUUUGAAAUUGCCUUUAAGGAGGAAAAAAAAGAAAAUUUUUUUUUUCAUGAUCUCGCGCGCGAGGAAUGCCACGCGCUGUUUCUCUCUCUUUCUGUCCUUCAUUAUUUUAUUUGUAGCUUUCCUUUUACAAAAGCCUUUCUAUCUUUCUAAAGCUAUUCUAUUUACUUUCUUUUCUCUCCUUCACCUUAAACGCGCGCGCAAAACACACGCACACACUCUCUCAUCGACGUGCCUCUUACUCUUUGCGGAAGUAUCUGGGUGAGACGACGACGACGAAAGACGGCGACGAAGAACAAGACACAAUUAAAUCGAUGAAUAAAUGAAAAAAGAAAAAAAGAAAAAGAGCAAUAGUUCGUAAGCAAACUCUUCCGACGAGCGGAGCGCGCGUUUCUCCGCACCCAAUGCUUUUUUAGUGUUCAUAGACUUAUGAGAAAUACAUUAAUUUUGAAAAAUUUUACUAUAUGACGUUAUAUUUAUUUAUCCCACGUCAUGGUUUAUAAGUAUAAUCAUUCGAUAAGAUAAUUGACCAAGUUUAAUAUUCCAAAAAGAAUAUUUCCAUUUUGACGAAAUCUCUUUUUCAUUGAUUUACUAAACAGUUACGAAAUUAGUUGCCGCGCUUGCCGUUUGAUAGUCGCGUUAAGUGUGAAUGUAUUAAAAUAAGGAUAAGGAAUAUAGUGGUUAUC